Messenger RNA from Penicillium salamii, 2907 nucleotides. Lineage: Eukaryota; Fungi; Ascomycota; Eurotiomycetes; Eurotiales; Aspergillaceae. The record is from the annotation of a GenBank genome assembly.
AUGAACCCGCGAAUAGUCCCUCAAAUCUUGGAUCCACUCAAUUCAGCAGCGCUCAAUAAUCUCCAUGAACCGACCCCUCCACCUACCAAGAAACGAAAAAGAAGCAACGAUGAGGGGUCAGAUGGUGCUGCUGGACGGCUUGCUACUUCAUCAAUUGUGAUUAGAGCUCAUGCCGCAUCGCUAUCCGACGAGCCCUUGAUCCUCGAGCCGAUAACUGCCCUUUGCCGCUCUAAACUUCCGUUCUCAUGGCUUGAUGACACGCCUGCUUCCCGGUCCGACGAACAGCCUGGUGGCCUAUUCACCGCGGACAUCCCCACGCUGGAAAAUGACCUGCGCGCAAAGGCCGAGCCAACAGUCCUGGCUGUAAAACUUGUGGUCAAUGGAGGUCUUUACAUUGUCGAACGAGUAAAGAGGGGUAUAUAUUCGCUCUCCAAACUCGCUCGAUGGGUGCACGAGGGGGAUCUCCUCGCUGCAGCAAAGGAAUGGCACAAAAGUGAACCUGCAGGGGUCGAUGCUAUGGCUGUCGAUGAAUCUAUGACCAUACCUGAUGGCUUCGACUGGUGGGAGGCUGCGCGGAUUGAGGAGCCCAUGGCUGGUCUGGCAAUUCAGGAAAAGCCAGCUGGGCUCAGCAUUGCGCUUGUCUUUGGGCCAUCUGAAUCAGGUCUAGACGGCAUCGAUCACUCCAUGGGUGUGGAAGAGGAGAAAAAUCGCCCGUUCUCUUUCCAAGCAAGCUUUGACACCGCCGAAGAUGAUCCAUUCACAGUUUCAAAGACCCAGGGUGACCUUGGUGACGCUAUGCAUGUUGACAGUGUAGAGCCCAACGUCGCAGAUAUGCAGCAGUCACCCGAGGAGCUGUUAGAUGGAAUGAGGGAUCAUUAUCUUCAGGCUCUCUACAUCUCAAAAACUUCCGUGGCGUACUUCGCGAAAGGACCUUUGACACGGUGCCGAACUGCCUUCCAAGUCCGGGAUUCAGAACAGCCCCAAGGGUCAGCGGAGUUGAUUGGAUUCUAUCGCGAGGCUAUUCUCGCAGCCAAGAAGAUGGAUCUCAAGUACAAGGAAUCAGUACCAUCAGCGAUAGGUGAUGCAGCACUCGCAAUUUCCGAUGACGACCAAAAGCCCAAGGGUCGGAAGAGUAAGAAGAAGAAACUUGGCAGGAAUGGGUUGUAUCCUGGGGAAGAGGGCUUUAUCCACAAGUGGUGGAGGGAUAGGGCUAUCAACGAAUCGUCUGCACAGGAAAAUUCGCGUGAAGCGGAAUCCAAGAAGCAGAUCUCUGAUCUUCGAUUGCGCGAGACACAGUUACAGAUACUUCUGAUUCUGGAGGUCUUGGUCUUAGAAAUGACCAUUGGGUCGACAGCCAAGGGCAACUUCAACCAGGAAGAAAAGCCAGAUGGGGACAAAGAGACGCAGAAGAAGCCAAAGGCCAAAAAGCUGGCCGAUUUGAACGUACUCCUUGAACUGCAUCUUGAUCGGAUGUGCAUCUGGCAUGCUGUGAGCAUGCAAGAGACAACGGCUUCUGAUACAGCAAAGGCUUCAUCAUUCAGUAGCAACCAUCUGUCUGGUAAAAAGACUGAGAGCGAUGCAGUGCGUGACUUCUGCACCGAGGUCAUCGUUCCAUUCUACGCCGCUCGUCUUCCCGACAAGUGCAAGUUGAUCACUCGCAAAUUCGGCGUCUCUAGUGGUAUCUCGCCAAUCACUAAGAAAAUUCGGUCUUCGGGUAAAUCCCACCGCGUUGAACCUGGAACCGAGAUCAAACGACAGCCCCGGAGAACAUUGCAGCGAGUCCUCACGGAUGACAAGGCGACUACGUCCCAGGCUCGUGUGCCAGGAUUGCACAGGUCCAACACCGCACCCAGCCACCCCAACGCCAAGCGCGACAAUGAGCCAUUACUGCCUACCGUGCUUAGUGGCAGUGUGCGAGGCGGCAUGCAAAAGCCCAAGCGCACUGACAACCGCGAGGUUGACCUUGAGGCCGUGGCAAGACAGCACGAAACCAAGUUGAAGAAGGUUCAAUUAAUGGCCGACCAAAAGAAGGAGCUUGACGCCGCUAUCCAGGCACUUCGAAAACCAAAUAGGGAGCUCGUAUCUAAAGAUAUUGCAGAGGAUGUGAACAAGCGAGUUUCAAGCGGCGGAGGCAGCUCGAGGAAAUCCAAAAACCCCGUUCGCAAUCCAUUUGGUGAAGGUGUCCAGGUCAUGGCGACGCCUAGAGCCAAUCGCAGAAAAGACCCUGGACCAGGGCUGCCACACAUGCCUCGCAGCCUAGUCCCGUCGCGGUCCUUUGCAGGCGUUGAAAACUCGCCCAUCGGCGAGUCCCCGCUUAGGAUUCCCUCCUCAAGUAGGCGGGCAAUCUCGUUCUCUGGCGGCGACUCUGACCCAUUGAGUCCUCAUGGUAAGGGGCGAAGUCCUCGAUCAAGUCAACCGGGAGGAACCAUUCAUGAAACCCCUACCAGACCCUCCUCGAAAAUCUUCCAGAGCGACUCAAUUACCCGCAGACCCUCGUCCUCUGGCAAAGGCUUAUUUCGAGUACCCAAUCUUCCGGCCCCUCGCUCUGCGACACAGCCCAUGGUCCCAGGGAGUCCGGUCCACUCACGCCAUCCUUCCUUCAUGGCAUCAUCGCAAAGCGCGUCCCUACCAUCUUCUCAGCAGUUCAAACAGUCGCUCGAAAAUGUGCGCUCUUCCACGAUCAUGGAAACACCACCCAGGAAACGUGCACCAGCACCAGUAUUCACUCCCACUGCUGGUGCACCUGCGUCUCUCGGCGCCAAAGUCCCCAACCACCGAGCCUCCUCUCCUCCGGCCGUACUGGGGACACCAAUCAAGGGUGCUACCGCCGUGCCUGUAACGCCUGAGAAGUCACAAACACCAUCGAUUUACGCACAACUGGGAUGGGACGAUGAGAUGGAGUUCUGA